This is a messenger RNA of Diceros bicornis minor, 2610 nucleotides long. It is a transcript of the gene FOXQ1, whose product is annotated as forkhead box Q1. Bases 522 to 1757 code for a protein of 411 amino acids. Gene Ontology annotation, molecular function: DNA-binding transcription factor activity, RNA polymerase II-specific; RNA polymerase II cis-regulatory region sequence-specific DNA binding. Lineage: Eukaryota; Metazoa; Chordata; Mammalia; Perissodactyla; Rhinocerotidae. Gene Ontology annotation, biological process: regulation of transcription by RNA polymerase II; anatomical structure morphogenesis; cell differentiation. The record is from RefSeq and is a predicted model, not a curated record. The transcript has a single exon.
GGCUGCCGGCGCCACGGCCUCGGGGACUCGGCUCCGAGGGCGCUCAAGGCUGAAGGCGCCGGACCCUCCCCCAGGGGUGGCACGCACACCCCCUCCAUGCCCCGAGGACGCCUGCCCGGGACUUGGGGCCUCCGGUGAAGAACCCCUCCUAGUCUCGGGAACGGAUAGCAGAUGCGCACGCUUAUUCCCUCCACCAGGAAAUCCCAAGCCCCGUGCGCUUGGGCACCCGGGAGUGGAACCGCACCCCCGCACGCCUUCACUGCGAAGUCUCUAAUUCUCGAACUGAAGACAGCACCCACCCAACUCCUCCCUCUCCGCUCCUCUUAGUUCACCCAAUAAGCACAACUCUUCCAAAGAAAAAAAUCCAGCAGAAGAGGACUCUUCUAGGGAAAAGUGACUGUCCUCGCAAAAGGAGCGACUGCUCCCGGAGAGAAAGGCAAGGCUCCCAGCCGCCGGCACCAGCUUCCCAAGACCGUGCGAAGAAAAAGGGUACGGCGCCCGGCAGGGACGGGGGCGCGGGCAUGAAGUUGGAGAUGUUCGGCCCCCGCGCGGCCCACGGGGACAAGCCGGGUAGUGACCUGGAGGGCGCAGGCGGCAGCGACGCGCCAUCUCCGCUGUCGGCAGCCGGCGACGACUCCCUGGGCUCGGACGGGGACUGUGCGGCCAACAGCCCGGCGGCGGGCGGCAACGCCAGGGAGCUGGCGGGCGGCGGCGAGCGGAGCGCGGGCGGCGGGCCAGGCGCCGGGGAGGAGGAGGGCCGGGCGGCGGCGGCGGCGGCGGCGGCGGCGGACGCGGAGGCGUGCGCGGCGGGGCCCGGCGCAGGGAGCGCGGGGGGCGGCGAGGGCGUGCGCAGCAAGCCGUACACGCGGCGGCCCAAGCCACCGUACUCGUACAUCGCGCUCAUCGCCAUGGCCAUCCGCGACUCGGCGGGCGGGCGCCUGACCCUGGCCGAGAUCAACGAGUACCUCAUGGGCAAGUUCCCCUUCUUCCGCGGGAGCUACACGGGCUGGCGCAACUCGGUGCGCCACAACCUCUCGCUCAACGACUGCUUCGUCAAGGUGUUGCGCGACCCAUCGCGGCCCUGGGGCAAGGACAACUACUGGAUGCUCAACCCCAACAGCGAGUACACGUUCGCCGACGGGGUCUUCCGCCGCCGCCGCAAGCGCCUCAGCCACCGGACGGCGGUCCCCGCAGCGGGGCUCCGGCCCGAGGAGGUCGCGGCCCGCCCGGCUGCCGUGCCCCCGCCGCCCGCGCCCGCCGCCCAGGCCUCGCCCCGCGCGCGCUCGCCUGCCCGCCCGGAGGGGCGCGCCAGCCCCGCGGGCAGAUUCUCCAGCUCUUUCGCCAUAGACAGCAUCCUCAGCAAGCCCUUCCGCAGCCGCCGCGACGGGGACGCGGCCGCCGGGGCGCGCAUGCCCUGGGGCGCCGCGCCCUGUUCGCCGCUGCCCGCGUACCCCGCGCUCCUCCGCGGCGCGCCCGGCGGGGCCCUGCUGCCGCUCUGCGCGUUCGGCGGAGCCGAGCCCGCGCUGCUGGGCGCCCGCCGCGCCGAGGCACCGCCCGUCGCGCCGCCGCCCGCACCGCACUUCCUCUUCGCGCCCCUCUCCGCCUCGGCCCCCGCCAAGCCGUUCCGAGGCCCCGCGGCCGGCGGUGGCGGCGCGCCCCUGUACUGCCCCCUGCGGCUGCCCGCGGCCCUGCAGGCGGCCUCGACCUGCGGCCCCGGCCGGCACCUGCCCUACCCAGUGGAGACGCUGCUGGCCUGAGCAGCCGCUCACCCUGGAGGGGGCGGGCGCCACUGGGGACGAGGCGGGGAGAGCAGGCUCGGGGGCUUUGCACUUUCUAUGUAAAGGAAAAGAGACUUUAACAGAAAAAUCUCCAUCAAACGUGCCUUAAAAGCUAAAGCAUUUUUGACAGAAAUGUUUUAACUUAGUUCAGAAUAUUUUCCGUCGUCUUUUAUAACUUUACAGAGGACCAAAGCAAUUCUUCAUAGUUGUCUUAGUUCCUUGACCAAGCCUGUCCCUGCCUCCCUUCACAAAGACUUUUCCUCUUGUCUUACUUCCAAGGCUCCCCCUUAUUCCUGCAGUUUUUGUCGCACCUUCUGAUUUGUCCCUAAAAAAAGAAAGAAAAGAAAAAAAGCACAUCAGGGAACCAUUCCAUAUGAUAAAUGAUAUGACUACUGUUUGGGGUUCACUGGGCCCCGCGCCGUGUAUGUAUGUGGCAUUUACAGGUAUGACUGAGUGUGAGAGAGGUGUCAGAGAAUCUUCUGUCAUUUCUCUGCUCUUGACCAAUGCUUCGCUGUGCCAAAAGGUAAAAAAAAAAUUGUUGGGUUUAGUAAUUAAAUUAUUUAUAUAUUUUUGAAACCUGAAUUGAAAAUGUUGCAGGCAACGGGUUCCGGCUUUAUUAGUGGUUCGGUGAUCUCGAACUGUCGUCUCCUUGGGCCAAGCCAUUUCUUUAAAGGAAAAGUUAACACUAUGUAUGUGGGGUGCCAGGACCACUGCCACGGGAAAGCAAGUGUGAUUUUUAUUUUUAAUAUUAUUUUAUUUGUGUCUCUGUACAUAUUCAUGUAUAAAUUUUAUGAAACCCAGGCAUAGUGCGUAUUUUUUAAUAAAACUCACA